AUGGAAAACACCAGUAUCACUUCUACCAUCGUCUUAAAUAGCCAAGAGAAGGAACCACAUGCAGAAGAAGAUUCCACAAUGGAUAAACCUAAUUGGUCAUCACUCCCACUGGACAUCGUAACACUGAUUAGCGAAGAACUUCCCUUACCACAUCGCAUCUGUUUUCAUGCCACAUGCAAUGCUUGGUAUUUUGCAACCUUGCUCAAGCCCAUCCCAUCCCCAUUGCUCCUUGUACGCAACGAUGAAAGUGAGCAUAAUGAUUCAUGCCUGUUUGUAUCUCCCAUUACCGAGUUUUUUUUUAUCUACUUCCCUAUCAACGAGCUCCAUGGCACACGUUGUGUCGGUUCUAAUGCUGGUUGGCUCGCGAUCUUAGAUGAACAACUACAUGUUAGCCUCUUAAAUCUCUUGACGAAGACUCGAAUCUACCUCCCCUCAUUUAUUACUUUGCCUCUUUAUAAUCCCCCUUAUGAAAGUAAGUUUUUUACGACGGACUUCAAUGAUCUAUUAGCUUAUGCUCAUAAUAAUUACAGCCUCAAAAUUUUUCGUGAUUUCAUCGUUAAGAAGGUAGUCUUCUCCUCAAAACCUACUAUCCAUAGCUACAUUGUGAUGAUUCUCUAUGGAAAAUAUCCUGAAAUUGCCUACACAAAGGCGGGCAAUGAUAAGUGGAUUUUUCUUGGGACGCCAUCAACAAUGGAAUGCUAUUACGAGGAUAUCAUGUAUCAUCAUGAUGGCAAAUUUUAUAGCAUAACAAGUCAAUCUGAGGUUCAAGCAUUUGACUUAAGUGGAGAUUAUCCUAUCACGAUGCUACUCGUCGAGAGAUUAGCACGUAGUAUUGAAUACCUUGAUAACAUAUCCGGUUCCACCAUCAAUGAUCUAUACAACAAAUACUUGGCAUGCUCGAGCACAGGAGAGAUGUUCCUUUUUCUAUGGCAUAGAGACCAGACACAUUACCCGAACAAUGGGGCACUGCCUAGACCAAAGGAUUUCAUGCUCAUGAAGGUUAAGCCAGAGAAAAGUCAUUGUUGGGCUACCACGAAGGAUAUGGGGAACAUGUGUUUAUUCAUUGGUAGCAACAAUCCCAUUUUGAUACCUAGUAAGGAUUUAGAAGGAUUAAAAGGAGACCAUAUCUUCUCUAUCGAAACCUUCCCGAAUGAAGAGGUUGACGGAUACACUCGUAAUUUUGGAUACUUCGAUUUGAAGGAAGAAAGGUGGAAGAGCUUCAGUGAAUCAUCACAGUCUCCACUAUACCUGAGACCACCCAUCUGGUUUACACUCUCAUUGCAUUGA
Molecule: messenger RNA, 1287 nt
Organism: Musa acuminata AAA Group (dessert banana)
Lineage: Eukaryota; Viridiplantae; Streptophyta; Magnoliopsida; Zingiberales; Musaceae
Product: putative F-box protein At4g22180
Exons: 1
Coding region: 1-1287 (428 amino acids)
Molecular function (GO): protein binding
Source: RefSeq, a predicted model, not a curated record